Messenger RNA from Peronospora belbahrii, 2430 nucleotides. The record is from the annotation of a GenBank genome assembly. NCBI's taxonomy places the organism in Eukaryota, Oomycota, Peronosporomycetes, Peronosporales, Peronosporaceae.
AUGGCUGCAUUCUGGAGGCCCGGUGCAACGCUUCCAGGCGCUGAUACGGACAAUGACGAAUCUAGAGACCUUCCAAAGGGUAUAGAAAUACCAUCUGUUCAGUUUAAUCCGUUUUAUAAACUCUCUUUGCGUGAACAGCGAGCUCGUUUGCCAGUGUCGAGACAUCGCAAGGAGUUACUUUAUGCUGUCGAAACGCACGCUACGACGAUUCUCGUGGGUGCUACAGGAUCAGGAAAGACGACACAGGUGCCACAGUAUCUAUUGGAAGCAGGAUGGGUAAAAUCUUGGCCAAGAAGAGCUUCAACGGGUGGAAAUACGCCUCCGAAUCGGAUCAUUGUAUGUACACAACCUCGACGUGUUGCUGUUAUCACGAUUGCAGAGCGUGUGGCGCAAGAAAUGGGCUGUCAAUUGGGUAAAGAAGUUGGUUAUGCUGUCAGAUUUGAGGACAAAUGGGAUCCAGAGCUUACGAAGAUCAAGUUUAUGACGGACGGACUAUUGCUUCGGGAAGCGAUGCGAGACCCGCUGCUAUCGCGUUAUUCAGUUGUAAUGCUGGAUGAAGCUCAUGAACGAAACUUGGAAACAGAUUUAUUGCUUGGAGUGAUGAAAAAAAUUCAGCGAAAGCGACAAGAUUUAAGGAUAGUUAUUGCAUCAGCUACGUUGCAAGUAGAUACUUUUGUACGCUAUUUUCGCUCAAGAAAGAAGGAAAAACUGCAGGAUCAGGAAGUAGCAAGAUCAGUAAAAACAUCACCUGUGCUGAACGAUGUUGUUGCAAUAUCGGUGGAAGGACGGCAAUUUCCUGUCGAUAUUGAAUAUCUCCAGGAACCAUGUGGAGAUUAUUUGCACAAAGCGAUUGACACGGUGUUGGCUAUUGACAAGCACGAAGGUGAAGGUGACGUGUUAGUGUUCUUGCCUGGCCAGGAAGAAAUCGAUUGUGUCGUUCGAGCGCUCAACGACCAAGCGCCUGCUCACAUUGUCGCAGUACCUCUAUACGGGACGCUGCCUUUGCACAUGCAGCGAAACGCAUUUUUACCAGCACCUCGAGGCAUACGGCGUAAAGUAAUUGUGGCAACCACCAUUGCAGAAACUUCCGUGACCAUCGAAGGUGUGGUAUUUGUGGUGGAUGGAUGUUUUACUAAGCUUGCAUUUUUCAAUCCUCUUACAGGAAUAGAGGCACUGCUUACGGCACCUGUAUCCAAGGCCUCAGCAAAGCAGAGAGCAGGUCGUGCAGGACGUUCACGUCCUGGAAAGUGCUUUCGUCUCUGCACGCAAGAAUAUUUUCGCACCAAACUCGCAAAAGAGACGAUACCGCAGAUGCAGCGCACAAAUCUGGCAACCAUGGCGUUGUAUUUACUGAGCAUCGGUAUUCAAGAUCUGGCACACUUUGAUUUUGUGUCCCCACCGUCUCCUGAGGCCCUCAUUCGUGCUCUGGAGUUGCUGUUCUCACUCGGUGCUAUCAACACGGACUGUCGUCUAACAGACCCACUAGGCACGCAGAUGGCUGAGUUUCCGGUGGCACCGACGUUAGCAAAGGUGUUGCUGUCGUCCUUCCGCUUCGAUUGCACGCGUGAGAUGCUCAAUAUCGCUAGUGUGCUGUCUGUGGGGGAUGUUUUUUUGAGUUCACGCGGUUCCAAAGUGAAACAAGAAAAAGUUGCGAAAGCCAUGGAGUAUUUUGCACACCCGGACGGGGACCACAUGACAUACUUGUCUAUCUACGAUGAGUUUGUGGAUAAUGACAAGAGCCGCUCGUGGUGUGACGAGUAUAUGCUCAACCACCACGCACUUAUUCGUGCAACAGAAGUUUGUCGGCAUCUGAAACGGUACAUGGUACGCUUUAAGACGUUAGCGAGUGUCAGUGCGGCGAAACGUGAAGAAGACUACGUAAAGCUUGGCCGAAGCAGUGAUGAAACGACGGAUAAGGCUCGCAGCGAUACGAUUCGCAAGUGUGUAGUCAGUGGCUAUUUUGCAAAUGCCGCUAAGCUGCACAGUGACGGUGUCUACCGUACACUGCGCGACCAGCGGCCCGUACAAUUGCACCCAACGUCCGUGUAUUAUCACAUGGGGACGCUUCCUGACUGGAUUAUAUUCCACCAGAGUGUACUUACUACAGAAGAAUUUGUUUGUGAUGUAUCUAAGAUUGACCCGCGUUGGCUCGUCGAUCUAGCGCCAGAGUUUUACCGCACAAAGGAGAUUAGCAAUGCAAUAUCAGGAAGCUCUGGCGCGCUAGGUUUACCGUCCACCUCGUUGGUCGUGUCAACGAACAAGAAGCAAAAGACCAAAGUCUCUGAGGCCGACACACCUCCACGAGAAUCAUCUAUCGGCACAAAUGGCCGUAUUCUAUUUCGAAAACCAAACCGCUCUGGCCAGGAAACAAAACCAAAGCUACCUGUACACAUUGGCAAGAGUAAAGGUGGUUUACGGUCACAAUUUUAA